AGCCUUGUGGCUCUCAAGCUCUGCCUUCAGCCGCUUUCCGUGCCCUCACCACUUCGCAAGACGCGACAUGGCUGACGUCAUGAGCAUGUCUCGGAAGCCCACGGGCAUGAAGGGCAAGGUGCACGACCUGGCCACCACUUUGCAGUCCCAGAACGAGGCCCUUGGCGUCGAGAAGGGCCACGUGCACAGCAUCAAGGCAGGCAACACCAACUCCUCCAGCGGCAUGCAAUCCCAGCUGAAUGACGUGAAGCGCUACUUCGGGGCUGACAUCCAGCGGAUGAUGCAGGAGUUCGAGGUGCAAUCAAAGCUCCAGGAAUCUGAGAAUGUCCGGCUUCAGCAGCAGGUGACGCAGCUGAAGGGUGAGAAGACCUCGGUGCACCAGCAGAUCAUUGCGCUGCAGCGCCGCAUCGAAGAGUUGGAAGAAGAGCUCGGCCAUGAGUAAAUUCACACUCGGCCGGCCCCGACGUAGUUGACACGGCCUUGCAAUAGCCCUCUUGC
Messenger RNA from Effrenium voratum, 498 nucleotides. The record is from the annotation of a GenBank genome assembly. Lineage: Eukaryota; Dinophyceae; Suessiales; Symbiodiniaceae.